Messenger RNA from Orbicella faveolata, 951 nucleotides. Its product is annotated as influenza virus NS1A-binding protein-like. The record is from RefSeq and is a predicted model, not a curated record. Lineage: Eukaryota; Metazoa; Cnidaria; Anthozoa; Scleractinia; Merulinidae.
AUGAACAGGGUUCUGAUUGCAGUUCAACCGAACGCGCGGAUGCAGUAUUUUGACGUUGAAGCCACAACAUGGAAACCAUUGGCAUCCACAAUACCGGCAAUUCAGGCAGCUCCGUGUUACUGCGCAGUCUCUUUUGGCAGCGAGUUGUUUGUUGCUGGGUUUGACUCUUCAAUUGGUCGUUGCAUUUUUCAGUAUGAUACAGAAAGAAAUGUGUGGGAAAAGCUGCGUCACCCAGAUGUUGUAAUCAGUGACUUAUGUGUUAUUGAUGAUCAUAUGUAUGCAAUUAGUGCUAAUUCAGAUCAGGCUUCUCAAAGAUACAGCUUUGCCAAACGUCAAUGGCAAAGUAUUGCACUAGUAGGUACAAGAGGCAAAAAUUAUCGCCCCAGCAAAAAUGGAGUAAUAUUGCAUUCAAAAGUGUUUGUACUUUAUGAAAAUAGAUCACAGUUGCCAUCAGCGAUUUUUUCCCCAGCAGUACUAAAUUGUUUUGAUCCAGUAAAGAAUGAAUGGAAAGUGAAAGCAGCAACCUGCCAACCUCACUUUGGAUCCAGUCUUCUUGUAGUAGACAAUAGACUCUAUGUUGCAGGAGGAUGUGUUUCAAUGAACGUUAAUAAUUUCGGCCAAUACACCAGUCCAAGCGGUAACCCUGCACCUGUUGAAAUGUAUAAUGAGGAAAACAACACUUGGUCUGUUAUUGAACAAAAACACAUUCCCUCAAACAACCUUGGUGCAGUGGAAAUAGAAGGGAGGGUGUAUUUCAUAAUAAACAGUUUCCCAAUUGACAGUGGCAUAAGAAUUCCCCCAGGGGAGUUGUACCCUGUUCCUCUGGGGGAGUGGGAAAAUUUAAGAAAAAUUGACAAAGGUUACUUUCCUUAUUACCACGAGUGGCCGAGCAUGCUCAGUAUAAAUGCCGAAUACGCUUCAACAACAGUCCAAGGUUCUGACACAUCAUAA